Molecule: messenger RNA, 1581 nt
Organism: Ostertagia ostertagi
Lineage: Eukaryota; Metazoa; Nematoda; Chromadorea; Rhabditida; Trichostrongylidae
Source: the annotation of a GenBank genome assembly
UUUCAGCUGACACAUGAACUUGGCUACGAUGGAGGCGGCUUCUUCUCACCGGACAGCAAGAAAAUUGUUUAUCGUGCAAGUCGGCCGAAGACAGACGAAGAAAUCGCAACGUACAAAUAUCUACUCGAACGCGAUCUGAUUGCUCCUAACGAAAUGGAGUUGUAUGUGAUGAACGUGGACGGCAGUGGUAAACGACCUGUGUUCAAGACACCACUUGGUCAAAUCAGCUGGGCCCCUUACUAUCAUCCGGACAAUAAAAGGAUCAUUUUUAGUUCCAACUUCAACUCGACGGGUCCCGACGAUCCCGAUUUCAACUUGUACAUAGUUAAUGAGGACGGCACUGGUCUCGAGCAGGUGACCUUCGACGGAAGUCACUUUGAUGGAUUCCCAAUGUUCUCUCAUGAUGGCAAAAAACUUGUCUGGUCAUCGGGUCGAGGCUCCGUCAGUUCACAUAGCCAGAAUGUUUUCAUCGCUGAUUGGGUUGAUCCUGGAACAAGCGCCAGUGAUGUCAGUAACGGUGAGCUGGAGAGAGGAGGAUCAAAGGAAGAAUUGCGAACGAAUCGUAUUCCGAAAAAGGCUUCUCAGGAAAAAGUAAUGCGCUGGCAGGACACAACCACUGCUCCAUAUGACGACAUCAUUCAUUUCAAAGGAGAGCGGCAUUUCAGGAAUGUCAAACAGUUAACUUUCGGUGGGCAGAAUGCUGAGGGCUAUUUCAGUUACGACGAUUCGAAACUUACUCUUCAGGCGACCGGCUAUGGAACCGCUUGCGAUCAGAUCUAUGAGCUCGACCUCAACAAAGAUCCAAGGGAUCAGAUAAUGAGAAGGAUCAGUACCGGUCUAGGUACCACCACUUGCUCGUUCUUCUACAAAGAGCCUGAUAACGAUCGUCGGCUUUAUGCUGGAAACUUCUGGGCGUUGAAUGCAACGACGUUCAAGAACAUCAGGAACACUUGUCCAGCGAAGAAAUGCGCGAAUCCGGCGACCAUAACAGAUCCGGUGCUGAAGCAGCUUUGUAACACCUCCUACACUUGGGACGUUUUCCCUGACUACGAUAUAUUCCUGCCCCGAUGGGAAAACAAUCGCGUUCACAUCGGAUUCGUCCGGGAGCACUUCAGAGUUGUAUUACGCAUGAAAAAGGAUGGCCGCUCGUGGACGAAUGUCGAAACAGAUUACCAUGACUGCGGCUACGACGGUGGGAUCGUUCGUUCGUGCGCAGAUGUCCGGAAAGCUCCGGCAGGUCAGUUAAUAUUUCCUAAUGUGAUCUGCCUGCAGAAGCUGCUUGAGUACAACUUGGUGGAGCCAGUACUGAUGGAAUUGUACGUGGUGGACGUGGAUGGCUCCAACAUGAGACAAAUCACCAACCUCAGCGUUGCCAGCUGGGCACCGUAUUACCUGGCAGACAACAAACGGAUUGUGUUCAGCUCGAACUACAAUGCAAGUGACAACGGAUUUGGAGCUUUCGCUCUGUUUGUUAUAAAUGAUGACGGAACCGGAUUGGAGCGGAUGGUUUUCCCCGAUCAUUCCAAUGUGACCGCAAACGCAAUGAAGGGAGACACUGAAGACAAGAUUGAUGGAACCUGA